This is a messenger RNA of Paramecium pentaurelia, 744 nucleotides long. The record is from the annotation of a GenBank genome assembly. Lineage: Eukaryota; Ciliophora; Oligohymenophorea; Peniculida; Parameciidae.
AUGUUACAUUAAAAAAACUCAGAUAAACAUAAAAAAUAGAAAUACAUACUUAACUCACCUAAAUUAUCUGCUGGAAUGUUUUCUAAUUAACAUUCUGUCAUAUCUCAAUUGAUUUCUAAUAAAAUCAAAGGAAAUUAACAAUAAUAAAAUAUAUCAAGGACCACGUGUGAAUUUAGAGCUCCAACUCCUAUCUCUCCUCCAAAAUCUGGAUCUUUUUCUAAUAAAUUUAAUUAUAAUAGCCUUUCUUAACUUUCAAGAGUUAAUAGCAAUUGCAAUCUAGAUAAUAUUCAGUAGGAUUAAAAUAAAUAAGAUGAGACUAAUGUUGAAUAAGGGGAUGUCAGUAUUAGAUUAAGAAAUAAUGAAGAAGAUGUAAUCUAAAAAGUGUAAAAGAAUCUCAAGUUAAUAGGAGAAUAAAUUAAUAAAAAAAAAUGUAGUUAAAUUAAUUCAUUUCUAUUGCUUUCAUGGUAAAAACAAUUAAAUCAAAAUUGUGAAAAACUAAUUAAAGCACUUUCUUUAUAAUUGAAUUCUUCUUAAAAUUUUUAUAAACCAUCUUUACAUUGUGAAUCUGUUAUCUAAUUAUAAAGACAAUUAAAUGAAGAAAAGAAAAAUAGACUAUUGGUUGAAGAAUAAACUAGUAAAAUUAUACAGAGUUAAGAAUAAUAAAUUAAAUAAUAUGUAUAUUUAUAUAUAAUGUAGAUUAUAACCAUUCAAAUGCUUGAUCAAGAACUCAACCUUAAAUAAUGA